Synchytrium microbalum is the source of this 3606-nucleotide messenger RNA. RefSeq lists its product as uncharacterized. The coding region runs from base 1 to 3606 and encodes 1201 amino acids. The transcript has 14 exons. NCBI's taxonomy places the organism in Eukaryota, Fungi, Chytridiomycota, Chytridiomycetes, Synchytriales, Synchytriaceae. The record is from RefSeq and is a predicted model, not a curated record.
AUGAGCUCCAGUUCUUUACAGAGUCCGAAAAAAGCUACAGGUCCUGUUCAGUCACCCAAACUCUCACGCGAAAGGAUCUCUACAUGGCUCAAUUUCAUCCCUCAAUUGCUCUCUCAGAGCAAGAUUUCCAACAUUGAACGUGUCGUCAACUUGUUACGUCACGCUGAGGAAAGCGAUGGGGCAAGACAACAGAUUGGAAGAUGUCCUGGAGUUACCUAUGUACCAAACUUGUUGCAAGGGACCAAUCUGCAUCAAGUUCUUGCGUCGUUCGACUUAACAAAGUCUAUGACGUGGGAGUCUAUUGUGAAGGCCCUCGAGUCAGGAAAGAUAGAGAUGCUAGUCAAGAAAGGAGUCAACGUGGACCCUAUCGCUAUUGAAAACAUCUUGCUUCCACUUGUAUAUAUUGCAUGCCACAGUGGCGAGCUUGUUCCUGGAGCCCUUCGUGACAUACCACGUCAAAUAUCUAAAAAGAUCUUGGGAAUUUCAAGAACAUCGAAGCUGCCAGCAGAUACAUGGUCUAGUGCAUUCACAGAUUGUGCUCUUCGGAUGCAUGACUAUGAAUCUCCAACGCCCAUAAUAUCUAAUAUCCUAAUGAACGAAAUGCUCGAGACGAUACGAAUCAAACGACUUCAAGAGGCUGGAUUCAUAGCACCAUUUCCGUUGUCAAGCAAAGGUCUCGAGCUUCCCAGGGGCUCUGAACAACGGUUAGCUGGUAUAUUAUCGUGUAGCUUUUAUACAGUGAUUGAGUUCUCCAAAAGAAGCGAGUACAUGACUGUAGAGAAUUUGCAUAUCUUGGCAAGUCAUGGGGGUCGGCUUCCUGCUGCAUGGUUCACGUCAGAGUUCCUGGCUGCUUCAGUGAAGGUAGCUGAAACACUUAUGAUUGAUGAUUUGGACAAGCCAUCUGCUGCUAAAGGUCUUGGUGCAAUUUCAGCGUUAUGGUCGUUUUGGAUUCGGAAAACAACUACAUACUCACAAUCGCCUCAUGCUGCAUCCAUAAUGGAAAUGCUAAAGACUCUAGUUCAAACCGAAGCAACAGACCCAACCACACUCUUGUAUAGCACUGUAUCUUUAUUAUCAUCGUACCCACCACAUCCAGCCUCCGAGGAAUCCAAAAACGCCGAAUACCUCAAAGAAUUAUGUUCCCUACUACCAACCGUCUACCCACGUCUACCAACUCAAGAACGAGAUCUGACGCGAGCCUCGAUAGCUCAAGUAUUUCGUAAACUGCCUGCCACUGAAAUCAAAGCAUAUGCAACAGCGCUACUGAAUGGUGUUGCAGCAGCACCAUUCGAAGCAAACGAUAUUGCUCAAUUGAUUUAUUUAAUUCAGUUUGGUGCUGUACAGCAGUGGGAGGCAAUGCAACCUGUGAUUAGACCGAUAUGGAGGAGAGUGUUUGGUGGUGAGAUGUACGCUGAACGGACUGUUCCUGAUUGGACGUUGGAUAUGUUAGAAGCUUGUCAGGAGGUUGGAGGCAUUGUUGGGAGUGCUGCAGCUGCUGGAGUAGCAAGGAGCGCAUUCCUAUCCAAAGCUGAUCCAAAGCACUUUGUGGUUACGCAGACCAUUCGACGUGAUAUCCUGGAUAGAGCGUUUGAGAUUAUUACAGUAGAAGUUUCAAAACGUAUAGCUGAUGAAAAUGAUUUGAUACCUUCUUCCGUCCGGGACGGAAUUGCUGUAAUUUGCUCUUCAACAGUGGGCGCUGUUACAGACCAUGAAGAUAUCUUCACCCUUCCCAAAUUCGAUUGGCGGCCUCUGAUAAAACAAACCGUCGCAUCACUACUUCAUUCAUCCGAUACAUUAUCACUACCAUCCAACACAUUCGACUUACUAUCAUCUGGCACUAUAUCACCAAGUCUGCACGACCUCUUGACUCAACGAGCAGACCCAAAAGCACGAACAUUCAUGUAUGGUGAAGUCAGCAGAAUGGCUUAUGGUAUUGGAUUAAUGGCUGCCGUCGUGUGGAAGGACGGAGAGGUAGAAACUGUCGAGUCUGUGUUGAAUGAUGUGCAUAGUAUGAUCGCUAGUGUUUCAAAGGCAUGGGAGACAUGUACCCUGAAUAGCAACCCUCCAAAAGCUAUCGAAGCAACAACAACAGCACUAUGGUCCCAUUUCCGUAUAAUGCUGUUCUGUGUCACAUCCAUAUUCAAGCACAUAACCGAUGUGUUGCCAGACAGGCCGGAUUUAGAUGCAUCACCAGCCCUUACCAAACUAUUUAUGGUAUUGCGAGACAUCCAUUUCGUGACUGUGAGAUUUGGCAGUGAAGGAUUCAAGGCCUGGCAAGGUGUAAUAUCAGGAUGCUGUGCAUGGUUUCAUACUCAUAUAAGGAGACAACUAAAGUUGAAACCUGAUGAUGUGAUUUAUGCAUUGAUUGGCGAUUUGGAAGCUGAUUUAUACAUCGCCAAAAAUCCUGUAUACAAGACACAGUUAACAUUCUGCAUGCUGCUAUCACGACAACUAGCACGACAUUUAUCAGACAAGAUCUUGUCACAAGACUUGUUACCCAAAUGCUAUCCAUAUCUGUUUUUAUCAUACAAGCCUGAGGCCCCAUUGCCUCGAGAACCACCAUCAGAAGACAAGGAUUUGUUUGAAGCAUGUCACGCAGUAUGUCUUGCUAUUCUAGAACGAGGAGGAGGGUCUGGAAAUGUAGUUCAGGAUUUGGCUGGUUGGUAUGGUGCUGCUUUACUUGAGGCAUAUCCCGAUCCGAUCGAUUACGACAUACUACGACGAGGCUUCACACUAUCUGUCCGUGCAUGCUCCUUUGCGUCAUCAGCAAACUCAUCAGCAUCAGUAGGAAUGAAUGCCAUCCAUGAAGCCGAAGAAGCAAAAGAGAAUGCCGAAUCAAACAUCCCCGAUACCCCAAACGCACUCUUAACAUCAUCACCUGAUGAAUCAGAUGACGAUACCAACAACAAUAACAAGGAUGAUGCUAUAAAUAACGCAACACCAAAAUUACCAUCUCAGCAAGAUACCGAAUCAGAUGCCAUGGCAUGGUCACUAAUAGCACGAUUACUACACAAGAUCCAAAUCCUGAAUGAUCGUAUCGCACAUCCUGAGAAUGAGGCUGUACCUGAUUUUAGUAAAGGUGGAAGUAAAGGACGUAGAAUCGAUUUGAUAUUGGAGGCGUCGCCGUUAACGCGGUUGAAUCUUCAACGCGAUCAAUUGACGAUGGUGCUGUUUGAUUCUAUAAGGGUUGUCGGGCUGAAUGGAUUGGAAGGUGUGUUGAAUGUUAUUGAGACGCUCUUGUUGGAUGGGUAUGUGCCUGCGUGGGCGACAUCUGGGAUAGAAAAUACAACCGCUACAGCUACCAGUGAUACACAUCACGAACCCGCAUCCGUCGAAGAGGAAGAAUCCACACACCACACACCAUAUACUGGAAUAGGCAUCCAAUCAAAUCCAGACACAUCCCCAUUAUGGCAGUCCCUGAUAUCAACCAUCGGACAUGCGAAAGGAUUUGAUUAUGCCAGAAAGACGAGAUGUGUUGGGUGGUAUAUGAAUACAUUGCAUGCUGCACGGGACAGAUGGAGAGAGUUUGUAAACAGGGAAUUGACGAAAGAACGUGUUGUGGGGCCUGUGCUGCCACAGGGACAUCCGUUACGAGCUCGGUUGUAA